AUGAAUUUUUUAAAGAAUGUCGAUAUUUUUGGGGUUCCUUUUGUAUAAAGUAUUAAUCAACAACAAACAGUAUUCAAAAGUGCAUUAGGGGGAUUUCUAAGUCUAAUAAUUUGUACCGCAAGUUUGGCUUAUGGAUUUUGGGUAUUCUAUCUAUGGAAUAGCAACUAAAUGAGUCCAAAGAUUUCUAAUUCAAGGUAUGUUUCAGAUUAUUAAUCACUGGAUUAUAAUUCAGGAAAAAUCACUCUAUAUUAUGAAGCUUAUGAAGGUUUGAUUGAUCCUUUCAAAUCUAAAAUUUUAUUACCUUUAGUAAUGUAUACUGAUUAUUAUGCUCCAACUGAACCUAUGAUAAUUGAAAAUUAUACAGAAUCAACAUUUGGGAACUUGUACAUACCUAAACUAGAUUUUGGUUAUUCCUAUGCAGAUGGAUACUUACAAACAUCGAAAUAAAUGUAUAUAUUUAUAGCAUUGUGCUAAGAAAAGUAUUUGAAACCAGAUGAAAAAUGUGCUUCUUCUGAACUAAAAGAAUAAUUUUUUAAGUAACAAAUUAAUUACUUCGGUCUAUAAGUUUACUCAACAGCUUUGGAUUCCAGGGAUGGAUCAGAAUAAAUGACAGUUUAAGAUAUUUAUAUUGAAAUUGAAUAAUAGAGUUGCUAUAAUAUAAAUACAUUUCUUGAAACAAACAAAUAUGAAGUAGAAGAUUAUUUAUUAUUUGGAACAUCCAAAAUAAAAGAAUAUAUAAGUGGAGCAUAAGUAUAAACUUAAACCCUUUCAGCAGAAAGGUGUAAAUUAACACAUUAAAAUGAAAUUCUAGCAGCAAUAUAUAUUACAAUGAACGGAACUUAAACAAAAACUAUAUUUUAAUAUCCCCAUCUAGGAGAUCUAUUAGCAAAUAUUGGAUCUAUUAUAUCUAUACUAUUUAUGAUGAAAUAUAUAAUUAUCUACUUAAAUUAACACUCUUUAAAUUAAAAAGUAAUAACAGAAUUAAUAAAUUUUUAUUAUCCAGAGUUUUAGAAUAUUAAGAUCAUCAAGAAUUGGAGAUAAUAAAUAAUCAAAAUAAGUCUAAAUCAAAUAGAGGUAGAUAAGAAAGCAUAUUUACAAUUAUAUGAUAAGGUUUAAAGGUAAAUGCGAUAAAAGCUUAGUUAUAUGAAUUUAUUAUAUGAAAUAUCAAGACUUUAUCUCUUAAUAAGAUCAUUUAAAUUUAGAGAAGAAAUAUUAAAAUCCCAUUCAAUUGGUAUUAAAUUACAUCUUCCAUUUGUAACAGAAGAUGGUUUUUCAAAUUUCAAGUCAACUUAACGAUUCAAUAUAAAAAGGGAGCCUCUUAUUCUGAAUGAGGAUGAUGCUGAGCUUUUAUCUAUUGAAAGGAAAGGAAUCUAAAAGGAAAUUGUCACCAUUCCUGAUGAAAUCUAGGAUGAAGAAGAUUAUUACAAUCUAAAUAAGUUUUUUUGA
Paramecium pentaurelia is the source of this 1446-nucleotide messenger RNA. The record is from the annotation of a GenBank genome assembly. NCBI's taxonomy places the organism in Eukaryota, Ciliophora, Oligohymenophorea, Peniculida, Parameciidae.